AUGGACAGGAGCUCGUUGUCGGAGACCACGGCCGCGAGUUCUUCCAGCUCCACGACGUUGUACGUUCUCUCCUCGGGGAUCGAGAUUCGAAAGGAGGCUAAAACUGACGGGAAAAUGGCAGUGUGCAGAGUGUGGACACACUACGGCGGAGCUGGCGAUUACUCGUCUCCGACUUGGACUCGAAAGGAUCUGUACCUGGGGCGCUCUUACAACGAGUUGUCCAGUGGCAUGUACGCUCCAGUUCCCGUGCGAUUCGCUGGCGCCAGCUUGGAGGACAUAAAAAACGAACUGAAGGAUUUCUCGCCGAGCAAAAUCGAGAAAGUCAGCCGCAGCUGGCCGACGUGCCAGUGUUUCGAGAAGAAGGAUCAAAACGACGGCCUGUGCGACGUGUUGUUCAUCAGGGACCACAAUCGUAAAUACUAUAACACGAGCAAGUUCUUUGCUAUCUGCCAGAGCUGCCCUCGAAAUCGCGCGAACGACGACAAGUGUAACGAGAAACGUAACGUGUGGUACGAGGACGAGGCGCUGGAAGUUACCUCGACGAAAAGGGACAAGGACGAGCGUCGUGGAAAAUCGAAAUGUGCUACGAGAUGUUUGGCAGGAAGGAUAUCGCGUUUUGGAUUCGGUGUACCGGAGAAGUGUCAUUCGGGGCUGGUACUCAGAGAUUGCAGCCGCGCGAAAUCGGAGGCGAAGAAAGCGCAGAAUUUCUACGUUCUCAUGGAGGAAGGCGUGAAAGUGUGGGAGAGCGAGGGAAAAAGACGUUGCAGAUCCACGAAGCGUCCCAGACAUUUCAGGAGAUACGGCCUUUGCGCGACAGCGCAUUUUCUACGCUCGUUGGGGCCUUGGACCGUUCAACCUGGCGAACGAAGCUGCCUCCAAGGACGCAGAUCCUUCAGCCAGGUCACCAUCCGUCGACAGCCAAGCGAUAUCGAGCUGAGGCUUCCGGUGUCGAGGCGCCAGCUAGCAGCCAGUAUUUCUUACACUGCUCUUCAAUCAGGUAGCUUUGGGUCUAUCGGAUCUACGGCGAGAGGACGCGUAGUACUGUUCUGGACACCGGAAUACUGGUACAGACCCAGACCUGCCUCUGCUGCCUACAGGGAACUGAGGCAGCACUUGAGCCACCUGAGAGAUUAUCGGCAGGAGAAGGAACGACCGUCGAAACGGAAGUUAUUCUGUAAGAGGAGAAAAUGCCAGUGCGAGGAGGACCCCAUCAUCGUGGCGGAGGAGAAACCUAGCUUCUUAGAACGGAUCUUCUCUGGGAACGGAUCCGGCAAAAAGAAAAAGAAAUACGAGAAUCAAGAGAACAGUACCACGGAUCAGUUGAGAAGAUUGCUGAGAAUGGAUUUCAGGAUCACCAUCUGGGACAUAGACAGCUCGACUCUGGCCAACCAGCUCACCCUGAUCGAUCGCGAUCUCUUCGUUCGAAUUCCUCCGGAAGAGAUCGAGAUCUUGGUGUUUCAGAGAAGCUCCAGGAACGCUUGCAACUUGGCCGCGUGGAUAGCGUUCAGUCACAGGGUGUCUUGCCUCGCUGUCAGCGAGAUUCUCGCGAUUAAAAAGUUAGGCGUCAGAACUAGAAUGAUCGCGAGGCUCGUGAACGCGGCCAGCAAGUGUUUCGCCAUGGGAAAUUUUCAUUCGUGCAGGUCUAUUCUGGCUGGGCUGCAAGCGCCUCCGAUUUAUAGGCUGAGAAGCAGUUGGUCUUACUUACGCGUCCAUCAUGCCAACAGGUACGACACCAUGGAAAGGCUCUGCAAGAUUUACAAAAGUCCAUGUAGCCUGGCGUAUCGACGAGCUUGGACCAAGGCAGAAAGCAAAGCACCUUCUAUGCCAUACGUUGGUGACUUAAUAGACCAAAUCCUUGGCUUGACUUGCAUGGAGUGCCAUCAAGACAACGAUAGCUUGUACGCAGUACCGGACAAAGCGAUUCGGGAACGCUCAAAAUAUACAGGCUCGGUUAACGUAAACAAGGAUGCUGUAAGUCUGAAAAGUAACGAGGAUUUAGAACAGAAGCAUGGUUUAGGUAAACGUAUCCUGGUGUCUGUCAUCGCCAAAAUGAAAUAUAAAAAAAAUCAAAUGACCAUCUACGAGGAGGAAAGUGAUUUGUUGUGGACGUCGAGACAGCAGGAUUUAGCAUGGAAGUAUUUUUACCGUUGGAAUAACAUCGUCCUGAAACGCAGGGCUCUUGCGAAGGAACAGGAACGUUUGAGGGAUAUGGAGCCAAGGAUGAAACUGGUCCUCGAUGUCGUGUCCUGGCUGACGGAUUGCCAGAGACGCGCUCGUGGAUACGAUUUCCCAGGACACUCGUUUACGCGGGAAUUUCUGUUGAAAACUCGAUACAGAGAGGAUCGAGAGAACUUCUUCAUUAGCCUCAAACUGGAACCAUCGAAGAUAACUUGA
Messenger RNA from Colletes gigas, 2394 nucleotides. RefSeq lists its product as uncharacterized. The record is from RefSeq and is a predicted model, not a curated record. Gene Ontology annotation, cellular component: plasma membrane. Gene Ontology annotation, molecular function: guanyl-nucleotide exchange factor activity. Lineage: Eukaryota; Metazoa; Arthropoda; Insecta; Hymenoptera; Colletidae. The transcript is spliced from 4 exons. Gene Ontology annotation, biological process: Ras protein signal transduction; positive regulation of GTPase activity. Bases 1 to 2394 code for a protein of 797 amino acids.